This is a messenger RNA of Rhipicephalus sanguineus (brown dog tick), 1677 nucleotides long. RefSeq lists its product as uncharacterized. Gene Ontology annotation, molecular function: nucleic acid binding. The record is from RefSeq and is a predicted model, not a curated record. NCBI's taxonomy places the organism in Eukaryota, Metazoa, Arthropoda, Arachnida, Ixodida, Ixodidae.
AUGGAACACGUGAUUCAGACUAGACUCCUUCGCUACCUCGAAGACAACCACCUCCUUCCAAACACGAUGUUCGGCUUUCGCCCUCAUCUAGCAGAGUCGGACGUCAUGCUUCUUCUUCAUCAUCAGGUCGUCAUGCAACGCACCCUUGACACAAAAGUCAUUGUUGGUCUCGAUGUUGCCAAGGCUUUCGACAACGUCCUCCACGAAGCGAUUCUUCGACAACUACAGACCCUUGGCGUCGGACAUCGUACGUAUGCAUACGUGCGAGACUCUCCCUGCAUCGUCUCUCCUGGCAACCGCGGCACACCGCAAGGCUCCGUUCUGUCACCGCUGCUAUUUAACGUCGCACUGAUAGGACUACCUAAGCUUCUGGCUGACAUCCCCAACUUACACCACAGCCUGUAUGCUGACGAUCUGACUCUUUGGAUCACGCAGGGCAGCGACGGCCAGAUCGAAGAGGCUCUCCAGACCGCCAUCGAUCGUGUCGGUAGAUACCUCGAUACAGUUGGCCUUAGCUGUUCGGCGACUAAGUCAGAGUACAUUGUCAUCCCGUCCCCAGGACGACGUGCACCAAAAGUACUUCCUGAGAUGAACCUCCAGGUCCAAGGUAACCCCAUCCCUCGAACGGAUCACAUCAGGAUUCUAGGCCUGCACUUACAGGCAAACGGCAGCAAUACUGUUUCGCUCCAACGCAUCGACCAGUCGGUGGUACAGAUCGGACGCCUUCUCAAGCGGGUCUCCAACAAGCACCGAGGUAUGCGAGAGUCCAACCUCCUGCGCCUCGUCCAAGCCUUCAUCGGCUCCCGCAUCACCUACUCUGCACCUUACCUACGUCUCACCCGCGCCGAAAGCGAACGGCUAGAGACGACACUUCGUAGAGCAUACAAAACGGCCCUGAAUCUUCCCAUGUCCACAGCCACUCACAAGCUUAUGGCUCUCGGCAUCACCAACACAGUGAGCGAGCUGAUUGAAGCUACCCUCACCGCCCAAUAUGAGCGGCUGUCACUCACACACGCCGGCCGAGCGAUACUGCAGCAAAUUGGGAUCUCACCAACGAGGGCGGCCCCCAACUAUGCAGACCUCACACCUGAAUAUCGUCGAAGUCUCUGCAUCCCUCCCAUUCCCAAGCGGAUGCAUCCGGAACACCACGCUAAGAGACGGGCCGACCGGGCACGUCAGUUCGAGAAGCGCUUCAGCGGAUGUCCGGACGUCACAUAUACGGACGCCUCUUACCACCCCUCGAAGCCAGCGAUGGUGGCGGUGGCCCUCGCCCCCCACCGUAGCUGGCACACAGCAUGCAGCAUUCGCAAAACAGAAACGGUCACCGCAGCAGAAGAGGUCGCUAUCGCGCUUGCGCUAGUUGACCCUACUACCCAAGUUGUCAUCAGUGACUCUCAACAAGCCAUCCGCAACUACGAUGCCGGCCGCAUCUGUCGCCAGGCAUUACACAUUAUAAUUUCUGCUCCCCCCUCUUCUACAUCCCGUUUACUCCUUUGGGCUCCAGCCCGCGAGUCGUUGAGCGGAAACGCCCAGGUGCACACACUCGCACGAGAUCUUAGCUGCCGAGCCGAGUGUAGGGUUCACCGCGCCGCUUCCCCUGAUACAACUAUGCCGCGCGACUCACAACUCACCACUUAUACGGACAUCCUCCAGUAUUACCGGCCGUGGCUGCGCUAG